Messenger RNA from Staurois parvus, 895 nucleotides. The record is from the annotation of a GenBank genome assembly. Lineage: Eukaryota; Metazoa; Chordata; Amphibia; Anura; Ranidae.
AUGUACAGCCGGCUUGUUCUCCUACUUCUCGCCCUGGUCUCCUGGGUCCACGCUGAGCUCUACUACAAGCCGGGGCAGCACUGCUACAAGCCUGUAGCCAGAGGGGACUUUGGACAGAGGACAUACCCGAGGCCCCAUGAAUACCUCCCUAUAAAUAGCCUGCCAAAGGCUUGGGACUGGCGUAAUGUCAACGGCAACAACUAUGUCAGCACUACAAGAAACCAGCACAUCCCUCAGUACUGCGGAUCAUGUUGGGCACAUGGGAGUACCAGUGCCAUGGCAGAUCGGAUAAACAUCAAGAGGAAAGGGGCAUGGCCAUCUGCAUACCUGUCUGUACAGAAUGUGAUUGACUGCGGCGAGGCAGGGUCUUGUGAGGGUGGAGACCAUGGAGGAGUCUGGCAAUAUGCAAAUACCAAUGGUAUCCCCGAUGAAACCUGCAACAAUUACCAGGCCAAGGACCAGGACUGCAACAAAUUCAACCAGUGUGGUACCUGUGUGACGUUCGGGAAAUGCUUCUUCCUCUCCAACUACACGCUGUGGAAGGUUGGAGAUUACGGCUCUGUCAGUGGGAGGGAGAAGAUGAUGGCUGAGAUCUACAAGAAUGGACCAGUCAGCUGUGGUAUAAUGGCUACAGAAAAAAAUAGAUGCCUACACUGGGGGCCUGUACGCUGAGUAUCAGCCAAGUGCCAUGGUGAAUCACAUAGUGUCUGUGGCCGGCUGGGGUGUGGAUGAAAGCGGCGUGGAGUACUGGAUUGUCCGCAACUCCUGGGGAGAACCUUGGGGGGAGAGGGGCUGGUUACGUAUUGUAACAAGCACAUAUAAAGGAGGACAGGGAGCAGAUUACAACCUGGCCAUUGAGGACGACUGUGCCUACGGUGAUGUCAUCCUGCCAUAA